CCCGGCCUAGCCCUCCUCUGCUGUGCCAACUGGGCAGACGGAGGUAGAGGAGCUGCCGCCUCGAAGGACGCAGGACGACGAAGGGCCUUCCCCUUCUGCGAACCGGCCCCGGAUUUGACCCCCCGCCAAGCGAUGCACCAUGCCCAUAGUGGACAAGCUGAGGGAAGCCCUGAAGCCCGGCCGGAAGGACUCGGCCGACGCCGCCGAGCUGGGCAGGCUCCUGGCCUCUUCCGCCAAGAAGGUGCUGCUCCAGAGGAUCGAGUUCGAGCCGGCCAGUAAGGGCUUCUCCUAUCAGCUGGAGGCGCUCAAAAGCAAGUACGUGCUGCUGAACCCCAAGGCCGGGAGCGUCGACCGCCGCAGGAGCUGGGAGGAUGCCCCCGUCCGACGACAGGGGAGCGACCACGGGCUGGGAAGCAGCAGCGGCGGGGACGGGGUGCCGGCCCCCCAGAAAGUCCUCUUCCCGACGGAGCGGUUGUCCCUGAGGUGGGAGCGGGUCUUCCGUGUCGGGGCCGGCCUCCACAACCUGGGCAACACGUGCUUCCUCAACUCCACCAUCCAGUGUCUCACCUACACCCCCCCCCUCGCCAACUACCUGCUCUCCAAGGAGCACAGUCGCAGUUGUGCCCCAGGAGGCUUCUGCAUGCUGUGCGUCAUGCAGAACCACAUGAUCCAGACCUUCGCCAACAGCGGGAACGCCAUCAAGCCUUUCUCCUUCAUCCGGGACCUGAAAAAGAUCGCCCGGCAUUUCCGCUUCGGGAACCAAGAGGACGCUCACGAAUUCCUACGCUACACGAUCGACGCCAUGCAGAAGGCCUGCCUCAACGGCCACGCCAAGUUGGACCGGCAAACCCAGGCCACUACUCUGGUUCAUCAGAUUUUUGGAGGAUACCUCCGUUCUCGUGUGAAGUGCUCGCUAUGCAAGAGUGUCUCGGACACGUAUGACCCCUACCUGGACGUGGCCCUGGAGAUCAGGCAAACGGCCAACAUCGUGCGGGCCCUGGAGCUGUUCGUCAAACCGGACGUCCUGAGCGGAGAGAACGCGUACAUGUGUGCCAAGUGCAAGAAGAAAGUGCCGGCCAGCAAGCGCUUCUCCAUCCAUCGGGCCUCCAACGUCCUGACCCUCAGCCUCAAGCGCUUCGCCAACUUCUGCGGGGGCAAGAUCACCAAGGACGUGGGCUAUCCGGAAUUCCUCAACAUCCGGCCGUACAUGUCUCAGAGCAGCGGGGACCCGGUGAUGUACGGGCUCUACGCGGUCCUUGUCCACUCGGGGUACAGUUGCCACGCCGGCCACUAUUACUGCUAUGUCAAGGCCAGUAACGGGCAGUGGUACCAGAUGAACGACUCCUCCGUCCAUUCUAGCAACAUCAAAGUGGUCCUGAACCAGCAGGCCUACGUGCUGUUCUAUCUCAGAAUUCCAGGGUUCAAAAAGAGCCCCGAGGGCCCCAUCUCCAAAGCCUCCCCGACUCCCGCCAACCGAACAAACAGCAUCGGCCCGGACCACGUCAAGAAGAACCUCAGCAACGGGAUUCUCUCGUCACCUCUGAUCGGGAAGCGGCAGGACGGCGGGCCCAGGAAGAAGCCCCAGGGGACGGAGGAGACCGGCGUGGUGGUGCCCAGGAGCAGCGUGGCGGCAGGGCCCAAACCGCAGAACGGAACACCUCAGCCAAAGCUCCCCCACCGGUGUCCGUCCCUGAAGCUGUCUGCGAAGCCCAGUCCCGCGACGCUGGAAGAGCUGGGAAAGAAGGGCAAGAAGCUCAAGGCCCCACCAGGGUCCAAUGGCCUGGGCGAGCUGGAUGGCAGUAAGCCUCAAAACCGCCGGCCGGGGGUCUGGGAAGGCAGGGAAGCGGCCCCGGCCUCCUCUCCGCGGCUCCCGGAGGCGACCGCGGUCAACGGGCACGGCCCCACGGGCAGCGGCGGCGGCGGCUCGGACCCCGACGCGGGCGAUUCCGGCAGCUCCAGCCCCGAGCGCUCUUCCGGCAGUGACGCGGGGGCCCGGGGCCCGCCGACACCCAGGAGCGGAGCAGCCCGCUUCCGCCCGCCCCGGGAAACGGACCCCUCCGCCGGUGAGCGGACCGAGGAACGGCCCGGGGGAGGGGACCCCAAGGGGGCCAAGUUGCCGUCUUCGCUGCUGACCAACGUGGCGGCCGUGGAGCCCGCCAACACCAUGUCGCCUCCGCCGGCCAAGAAGCUGGCCCUCUCCGCCAGGAAGGCCAGCACCUUGCGGAGGGCGACCAGCAAUGACCUCCGUCCACCUCCCCACCCAUCCAUCGCCGACCACACCUACCCCACGAAAACCACCCACCUUGUCUUCACCUCUCCUUGGCCUGUCAGUAAAGCCAGGGCCGACUUCCCUCCCAAGUCAUCCUCGAGUCUGCCUUCCAAGUCUACUACGUUCUCCUUCAGCCCCCCUGCAUUCAAGGCCUCAACCCGGCCCCCCUGCUGCUCUCCUGCCUCCGCCCCCCAGCCUCAGGUCAACGGGGACCCAGGGUCCCCUCCCCUCCAGCGGCAGCAGGGAGCCAGCCCCGCCCCGCCCAGCUUCCCUGGGAAGAAGAGGAACCGCCAUCCUGGGGAAACCGAGUCCCGGGGCGGCGCGGAGGCGGACUCCUCUCCAGGAAACGGGCAGGGCUCCGAGCCCCGGCAGGGCAAGAAGAGGAGGAGGAGGAGGAGACACGGGGAAGACGGGCACAGAUGCCUGGCCGAAGGCCCGGAGUCCCCGGUGCGGGGGCACCGGGCAGGGAGAGGGGACGGGAGCCGAGGGGUCCGGAGGGAGGCCCGGACCGAGCCGGCCGCGGGCGGGCCGGAGGAGGCCCGGGAUGAGAGGCGGGAGCCCGGCGGCGGUCAGGUGGGAGACGGGACGGGCGCCCAUCGCCCCGGGAGGCGGAAGAAGAGGAGGGAGGAGGAGGAGGAGGAGGAGCAGGAGGAGAGGGACGAGGCCGUCCACCACCAGAGUAGAAAGAAGAAGAAGAAAAAGAAGAGGAAGCGAGAAGAACAAGAGGAAAGCGGUGACCCUAGCCAGCGGCCAGCUUCAGACAGCAGCUCGGUUCAGGCUGAGGCGGAGGCCCCGAGGACGAAGAAUAAGAAGAGAAAGCGAGAUUCCGAGCAGGAAGCGGAGGAAAGCGAGCCGGGUCCAGCGCCGAGCGGUGCCCUCUGCGAGGAUGCCGACGGCCGGCAGCCCAGAGUCAACGGGCUCGGGAAGGAGAAGGUCCUCCAGUCCCCCGCGGAGGAGCAGAACACAUCCAGUGUGCUCCAGGAGCUGCUCAAGUAUUCGUCCGACAGAGCCUAUGGAAAACAAGUCCUCACCUGGAGCGGGGAGAUCUCGGCCGUGAGUCAGGAUGCCAUCCAGGACAGCAGGUUGGCUCGGAGCGAGACAGUGAUUGACGACUGGGAUGAGGAAUUUGACCGGGGGAAGGUGAAGAAGUUCAAGAAGUUCAGGCCGGAGAAGAAGCGGAACUUCAACGCCUUCCAGAAGCUGCAGAGUCGUCGCAACUUCUGGUCCGCGACCCACCCGGCGAAGGCCAGCAGCCUCAGCUACCGGCGCUGACGCCGCGGGGACCGGCUCCAGGAAGAUCCCGCCGCUUCUUCUGGACUUGACCGCCCACCUGUCCCACCGGGAGGGGAGACCGUGGUCUUGGGCCCCUGCCUCUCCCAGGACAUUGGCACUGUCCCGAUCCACUGUGGGAGGAAACUCUGAGCUGCUGUCGUAGUCUGCCCGGUCUCCCCUGGGGCAGAGGUUCUUAAAAGCCCGGAAGCCCAAGCGGUGUCGUCCUCGUGAUGUUGCCAAGAAAGACCGCGGCGAAGGUCGCGUUGCCGGGGAGGCCGGUGGGAUGGGAGGCACAAAGGGUCUCACCUUUGAUCCUGGGGUCCCCGGAGAGGCUCCAGUUGGCGAGAACGGGGUGGGUUUGAUGAGAACCGGCGAUUUUUAUCAGUGUCUUGCCUCCCCGGGGGAUGCGCCGAAGGAAAUUAGUGGUCCAGGAGGGGCGUCUAGGUUGUCUCUAGCUGCACUGCCUUCGCCAUACUGGUGAACAGAUCCCUUGUUUCUUGUCAUCCGGGAAGAGGGGCAGUGGGGGUUGCCGCAGGACUGAUCGCAAGGGGCCGGUGCUCUGAGGGACGGCUCCCCUCCCGGAAUUCCCCUCGGGCCUACGGUAAUCCCGAGCAGGUGGCGAUGGCGUCGGAGGCCUUCCACUCGGACGUCGUCCCGGCCCCAACCCGAAUUGGGUUAAGGGAGCCCGGGACACCUUGCCGUCUGGCAAAAUCGGGCCCGCCCUGACCUCGAGCGGAAAUGGGGCCGCAGUCGCGCGGCGGCACGAAUGAUGGCUACUGCCCCGCCCCCCCAGUUCGUGGCCGUGGGGCCAGGCGGGGCUCACCUCAGCGCAAGGAACCAGAACCUCAAGUCUCUCUUCUUCCCUGGUGACACCCGCUCCCCCUCCUCCUCUCCGGAAUCACGCUCGGAGCCGGGAUUCACAGGUCACUCAGCGUCCCCACCCUGUCUCCCCUUCUCGGGCUUCUUGCUCCAAGAUCGUGUCCCCUGCUUCUCCCGGCUGAGUUGGCUUCACCCUCCCCUCUGCCUUCCUCAGCCCCCGCCGGAUCGGAGGCGAAACCCGGGCACGGCGUGAACCUUUUUGGCAAAGGUUCGGUAGAGGACGGCCAAUCGCGGAUGCUCCUGGCCUUGGGCAGGAGGUUGUCAGGGGUGGGGGUGGUCCUCCAGCGGCCAUGGAGCGAAGACUGGCCACUAUCCCCGUGACUCGGUUGUCACCUUCCAGCGGUGGGGGUGUGUGUGGAGAAAACGCAGUCACAUUUUGCUCUCCGUCCAUCUCCCUGGCGCUCUUGGCUCCCUUCUUUUGUGCCCCAGCCUGGCGGUUGGGGUCCCCUAGUCUGAAACACCUUUCCACGUCUUCCACUGACGUCCCUUCAUCCGUCUCUCGCCCCCCGCCAACUUCACCAUCCUCCCGUCCGUCUCCCGCCCCUUCCAAAAUACCUCCCGACGGCAUGACUCGUCCAAAACGUUUUUUUAUCAUCGCCCACUUGAAAGCAAGCCCUCUCCUCCACCAGUCCGGUCGGGGCAGGGUCCUCACCCGGAAAUCAAUUCGCCCAACGUUAGAUGACUGACAUGUACAUAUACAUAUAUACAUAUAUAUAUAUAUAUAAAAUAAUAAAGCUUUUAUAAUAGCGGUCGUCCAACUGGCAUAGAAUCUGGAUUUUAUUUAACUUGGACUUGAGGAAGUAAGUUUGGGGAGAUCUAUGCUAGUACACUGGAGCUCAGAAGGCUACAGGUGCCUCUCCUUAAUCCAUCUUUUUUCAGCCUGGUGUCUGAUUGAAUGGGAGUAGAACGAUCCCAAAACCUCUGAUGUGCGUGUGGGAUCGGCCAGGCCUCCUGUGUUUCGCAUCCUCCUGCUCAGGAAGCACUGUAGCCCGUGGCAUUGCCGAGGUAGCAGUGUAAUAAACCAUUUU
Molecule: messenger RNA, 5448 nt
Organism: Tachyglossus aculeatus (Australian echidna)
Lineage: Eukaryota; Metazoa; Chordata; Mammalia; Monotremata; Tachyglossidae
Gene: USP36
Product: ubiquitin specific peptidase 36
Biological process (GO): regulation of apoptotic process; protein deubiquitination
Cellular component (GO): nucleus; cytosol
Molecular function (GO): cysteine-type deubiquitinase activity; cysteine-type endopeptidase activity
Source: RefSeq, a predicted model, not a curated record